Messenger RNA from Clarias gariepinus (North African catfish), 906 nucleotides. Its product is annotated as H-2 class I histocompatibility antigen, K-D alpha chain-like. Lineage: Eukaryota; Metazoa; Chordata; Actinopteri; Siluriformes; Clariidae. Gene Ontology annotation, cellular component: external side of plasma membrane. The record is from RefSeq and is a predicted model, not a curated record. The transcript is spliced from 4 exons. Gene Ontology annotation, biological process: immune response. Bases 1 to 906 code for a protein of 301 amino acids.
AUGGCGCUUCACCUCACUCAGUCAUUGAGUCUGCCCAUGCCGUUUUCAGCUCUUCGCCCGAUCUUAUACACACACUCCCUGCAGUACCUCUACACUGCCAACACAGGAGUAACUGCUGCUCUGCUGGAUAGAAAGCAGUUUGCAUACUUUGGAAACAACAUUACUGUGAUACUCUUAAAGCUAGACUGCAUGAAGAAUGUCGAAGCUGAUGACCGAGAGUACUGGAGACGAGAGACAGAACGUGUGCGGAAUGAUCAGCACUGGCUCCAAGAGAAAGAGCAGAGCUUUAAUCAAACUAAAGGAGUUAAUGUACUAAAUAGGAAGUACGGCUGCGAGCUUGAUUCUAACGGCACCACUAGAGGAUAUGAUCAGUAUACUUGUGAUGAAGAGGAUUUCAUCAGUCUGAAUCUGACGACUGAAACCUGGACUGCAGCUAAUGAUAAAGCCAAGUGUUUUAUUAAGGAGUGGAAUUCUGACGGAGAGAGGGCUAAACACGGGAAGGACUUCCUGAAGAAGGACUGUAUUGAUCAGUUAAAGAAGAUUGUAUCCUGCAGCAAUACCACUCAGGACCGGAAAGGUAUGCCAAUGUUCCAGAAACACUCGUCUCCUUCUCCAGGGGUGAUGUGUCACGCUAUAAGUUUCUUCUUCAAACCAGUGACGAUCACCUGGAAGAAGGACGGAGAGGACGUGCAUGGGGACGUGCAUGAGGACGGAGAAACUAUACCCAACCAGGAUGGAAGCUUCCAGAAAAGCAUUCUGAAAGUCCCACCUGAGGAGCUGCAGGAACACACCUACACCUGCGUAGUUCAGCAUAGCAGCUUGGAGAAGGAGAUAAUCUUAAAAGUACCAAAAGGUCCUUAUAAACUAGAGAUGCAGAGAGUGAAAGCUGAUUUUUUUCUGCAGUAG